Messenger RNA from Propithecus coquereli (Coquerel's sifaka), 2852 nucleotides. It is a transcript of the gene F9, whose product is annotated as coagulation factor IX. Gene Ontology annotation, biological process: zymogen activation; blood coagulation. The transcript has 8 exons. The coding region runs from base 21 to 1406 and encodes 461 amino acids. Gene Ontology annotation, molecular function: calcium ion binding; serine-type endopeptidase activity. Lineage: Eukaryota; Metazoa; Chordata; Mammalia; Primates; Indriidae. Gene Ontology annotation, cellular component: extracellular region. The record is from RefSeq and is a predicted model, not a curated record.
ACAAUCUACUAGCAAAGGUUAUGCAGUGCCUGAACAUGAUCAUGGCAGAAUCACCAGGCCUCGUCACCAUUUGCCUUUUAGGAUAUCUACUCAGUGCUGAAUGUGCAGUUUUUCUUGAUCGUGAAAAUGCCAACAAAAUUCUGAGUCGGCCAAAGAGGUAUAAUUCAGGUAAAUUGGAAGAGUUUGUUCGAGGGAACCUUGAAAGAGAAUGUAUAGAAGAAAAGUGUAGUUUUGAAGAAGCACGAGAAGUUUUUGAAAACACUGAAAGAACAACUGAAUUUUGGAAGCAGUAUGUUGAUGGAGAUCAGUGUGAGUCCAAUCCAUGUUUAAAUGGUGGCAGUUGCAAGGAUGACAUUAAUUCCUAUGAAUGUUGGUGUCGACUUGGAUUUGAAGGAAAGAACUGUGAAUUAGAUGCAUCAUGCAGCAUUAAGAAUGGCAGAUGCAAGCAGUUUUGUAAAAAGAGUGCAGAUAACAAGGUGGUUUGUUCCUGUACUGAGGGAUACCGACUUGCAGAAAACAAAAAGUCCUGUGAACCAGCAGUGCCAUUUCCAUGUGGAAGAGUUUCUGUUUCACACGCUUCAACGCUCACCCGUGCUGAGACUAUUUUUUCCAAUAUGGACUACGAAAAUUCCACUGAAGUUGAAACAAUUUUGGAUAAUGUCACUGAAAGCACUCACUCACCUCAAGACUUCACUCGGGUUGUUGGUGGAGAAAACGCCAAACCAGGUCAAUUCCCUUGGCAGGUUAUUUUGAAUGGCAAAAUUGAUGCAUUCUGUGGAGGUUCCAUCGUUAAUGAAAAAUGGGUCGUAACUGCCGCCCACUGUAUUGUACCUCCUGUUAACAUUACAGUUGUUGCAGGUGAACAUGACAUUGAGAAGACGGAACCUACAGAGCAAAAGCGAAAUGUGAUUCGAGUUAUUCUUCACCACAGCUACAAUGCAACUGUUAAUAAGUACAGCCAUGACAUUGCCCUUCUGGAACUGGAUAAACCCUUAACACUAAACAGCUAUGUAACACCUAUUUGUAUUGCGGACAGGGAAUACACAAACAUCUUCCUCAAAUUUGGAUCUGGCUAUGUGAGUGGCUGGGGAAGAGUCUUCCACAGAGGGAGAUCAGCUUCAAUUCUUCAGUACCUUAGAGUUCCAUUUGUUGACCGAGCCACGUGCCUUCGGUCCACAAAGUUCACCAUCCAUAAUAACAUGUUCUGUGCUGGCUACCAUGAGGGAGGUAAAGAUUCAUGUCAAGGAGAUAGUGGGGGACCCCACGUUACUGAAGUGGAAGGGACCAAUUUCUUAACUGGAAUUAUUAGCUGGGGUGAAGAGUGUGCAAUGAAAGGCAAAUAUGGAAUAUAUACCAAGGUAUCUCGGUAUACCAACUGGAUUAAGGAAAAAACAAAGCUCCCUUAAAGAAGAAUGUAUUUCCAAGGUUGAUUCAUUGGGACUGACAAUGGACAGGGCCUUUUACUAACUAAUCACUUUCCCAUGUCUUGCUAGAUUUGAAUAUAUACAUUCUAUAAAUAGUGCUUUUUCUCUUCACAGCAGAGAAUUUCAUCUAGAACUCAUGUUUUCUAGCGUAAAUAGAUUAUAAAAUGGAAUCACUAGAGAAAUAUAAUAUGGUAGGAAAUCAUGACCAUUCCUAUGGGCCCAACCCUUGACAAAAUUGUGAAUUUAAGUUCUCCACUUUGCCCAUCAGGUACUGCGGUUCUCCACAGUGGCAACACACCUGAUUCUUCUCUUUCGAAGCAUUCCAUGUUCCAGAUCUUCCUUGCCUCUCCCACCAAAAUAUCAAUAGUUAUUAGUUCUGUAUGCAGGAUCUUUAGUCCAUCACAAGGCCAGCACCACUUUCAUAAAGGAAGAACACAAGAGCAGCUAAUAGGUUAAAACUCAUCAAAAAGGGAGGGGGGCAAGGGCAACAUACGUAACCUAAACAUCUGUACCCCCAUAAUAUGCUGAAAUUUAAAAAAAAAACUCAUUAAAAGCACUUCUUUUCCUAUACCCUUAUUCCUGAGUCCUUUAUCUUUUCCAACUCCCAAUCCCCAAAUCAGUUUUUCUCUUUCUCAUCCGCUCUCUCCCCUUUUCCCUCCACAGUUAUUAAAGGAGGGAAAGGGAGCGUCACGUUUUACUCUUGUACACAGUUAUACAUGUCUAUCAAACCCAGACUUACUUUCAGUUUGGUCUCAGACUUGCUUUUCAGAACAUGGGGAUGAAGUAAAGUGCCUGAAGAAUUUGGGGAGAAGUUCCUUUCAGAGAGUUAAGUUAGUGAGUUAUAUAUGUGUGUUAGGAAGACAUUUCACAUUUCAUAAAAUGUAAUAUAUGUGUUUCAAUUAAGAAAUCUGACAUUGAUCCAGAUAUAUUGUCCCCUGUCUGAAAAAAAUAAUGCUAACAGAAAGGACAGUUUGCAACCUAGAACUAGUAGAAUCUUCAAGGAGGAGUUCAACAGGGUGUCUCCAGCAUUGUCCAGGGCCAAGUAAAAAGUUGCCUAGACCAGAGGCCAUGAGCAUCAUGUCUCCUUGACCAGCAUACCUCUGCAGGGGAGAAGGGUGCAGUCAACUCAAGGACAUGAGUCAUUCUGAUCAGCCAACUUAAAUCUCCGUUUUCUGGUUUCAUGCUCAAUGAGGAACCUUUUGAAUAUAAUUAAUCCUUCUAUCUUGAAUUUUCUAGAGGGUUGCUGACCAACCAACAUAUGUCUCCCUUCUUGAAUUAAUAAACUGGUGUCCUGGUUCAUGCUUUGGCUUCUUGUGAAUUUGGGCGAUGUGAAUCAGUCACCCUGCAUUUGAUGGUGCACGGGACUGCUGAAAAAAAUCAUGUUUUGGACCACUUUGACCCCACCAAGCUGCACUUUCCCCUGCCCCC